Molecule: messenger RNA, 1410 nt
Organism: Trichoplusia ni (cabbage looper)
Lineage: Eukaryota; Metazoa; Arthropoda; Insecta; Lepidoptera; Noctuidae
Gene: Rpt3
Product: 26S proteasome regulatory subunit 6B
Exons: 10
Coding region: 100-1347 (415 amino acids)
Biological process (GO): proteasome-mediated ubiquitin-dependent protein catabolic process
Cellular component (GO): proteasome regulatory particle, base subcomplex
Molecular function (GO): proteasome-activating activity; ATP hydrolysis activity; ATP binding
Source: RefSeq, a predicted model, not a curated record
ACGAUACCCUACAUUACUCUCCAAGAAGUGGCUUUCGUACAGUCACUUAUUGUUAAUUUUGUUGUCUUUUAGUGAAAUACUGAACUAAUUUUUAUUAAAAUGGAAGAAAUUGGUAUUAUAUUGCCGGAAAAGGAUGACCAAAUCACCGAUGCCAAGGGACUUACUUUUGCGGGUCCUCAAUCGUUUGAUGAGUUAGAAUCUGAAGAUUUAUAUACUAAAUACAAGAAACUGCAACGUAUGUUGGAAUUCUUGGAAGUACAAGAGGAAUACAUUAAAGAUGAACAGAGAAACCUUAAGAAAGAGUAUUUACAUGCACAAGAAGAAGUGAAGCGUAUACAGUCUGUGCCCCUUGUCAUUGGACAGUUUUUGGAAGCUGUUGAUCAAAACACUGGCAUUGUUGGCAGCACAACAGGCUCCAACUACUAUGUACGCAUUUUGUCCACAAUUGACCGAGAGCUGCUGAAGCCAUCUGCGUCUGUUGCUCUUCACAAGCACUCCAAUGCUCUUGUGGAUGUAUUACCACCAGAAGCUGACAGCUCUAUAUCUAUGUUGCAAGCUGAUGAGAAACCUGAUGUGCAGUACUCAGACAUUGGAGGCAUGGACACACAGAAGCAGGAAAUCAGAGAGGCUGUGGAGCUUCCACUCACUCAUGUAGAGUUAUACCGUCAGAUCGGUAUUGAACCUCCUCGUGGUGUGCUCAUGUAUGGCCCACCUGGAUGUGGCAAGACUAUGCUGGCAAAGGCUGUAGCUCAUCACACCACAGCUGCAUUCAUCCGCGUGGUCGGUUCCGAAUUCGUCCAGAAGUACUUGGGUGAGGGACCGCGUAUGGUCCGUGACGUCUUUCGUCUAGCUAAAGAAAACAGCCCCGCCAUCAUCUUCAUUGACGAGAUUGACGCUAUUGCUACUAAACGAUUUGAUGCACAAACUGGAGCCGAUCGUGAAGUUCAGAGGAUUCUUCUUGAACUGCUGAAUCAAAUGGAUGGUUUUGACCAAACCACAAAUGUUAAGGUUAUUAUGGCAACAAAUCGUGCUGAUACCCUGGAUCCUGCUCUACUGAGACCUGGUCGUCUGGACAGGAAAAUUGAAUUUCCUCUUCCCGACAGGCGUCAAAAGCGACUGAUCUUCUCGACCAUCACGGCUAAAAUGAACCUGUCAGAAGAAGUUGAUCUUGAAGAGUUCGUAGCACGACCGGAUCGUGUCUCUGGUGCUGAUAUUAACGCCAUCUGCCAGGAGGCGGGUAUGCAUGCUGUGCGUGAGAACAGGUAUAUCGUUCUUCCAAAGGACUUCGAGAAGGGAUACAAGAACAACAUCAAGAAGGAUGAGAGUGAAUAUGAGUUCUACAAAUAAGUUUUUGUUUGCUAUAUUGGAUUGUAAUUUACUCAUAAUAAACUUAAAUAUUUACAUGUAGUC